UGGCUUUCGGAGGUCCUGCCAAGUUUUUGGCUCAAGCAGUUGCACCCAUCGCAGACAGGCAAAGGGUCGUCAUGGCUGCUUCCGCUUUGAGCUUGAUGACUGCAGACUACAAGGACUUUGGCCGCUUCUACGAUGCUGACUCGGAUGCUACCACUACAUCCUCUUCUGAUGUAGCAGAGGUGAGCUUUGACCUCAACAACUUUGCACCGGAAGACUUUGCACAGCAGCUGCAGAGGAGAUUGAGGCAUCCAGCUGGCAAGAUGAUUGCUCCACCACCCAAGGAGCCUGCACCGCUUUUCAUUGAGGAAUCCCUUCCGCCGUCUAUGAAGGUGGCCACGCCCUUGGUGGCCUACAAUCUCAACCCGUUCCUGCCAGCCAAGAAGAGACCGUCCUUUGCAGAGGAGUUGGGAGCAUCUCAAGGAUUUCUGCAGUUCACCUGGGAGCCUGCAGUCAUCCGGACAAGUGAUCUAUCAGCCUUCUGAGUGCCAGAGGAUGUUGGACAACGCCCUAGUUGCAGGUUUGCAGAUGUCUCACAAUGAGUUUCUGCAGGCGAAAACAUUCCUGCUACGGCGGAAAGCUGUGCAAGGAAGGUUCUAUGAUGCUGGUAUCACUAGGAAAGGCCAACGCAUUGAUCCGUUGAUGCAGAGAUUAAGGUAGUUUGCUAGUCUCGCAGAGUUCAAAGCGAACUCGCGCAGUGGGGCAGCCACUGUGGUUCUUUGGGAGGAAACUCUAUGGUUAUUGUCAUCCACAGGGAGGGAUUCAAACCCUGAGGAUCGCUGGGCAGUCCACUCCGCAGGAGUUUAUGGACACGCUUCAGCUUAUGAAUUUUGGAGCCCGCCCCUGGGGCUUUGAUGACACACCCUCGAGCGUCUGCCUGGGAAGUGGGGAGCAGUACUGAG
Messenger RNA from Durusdinium trenchii, 899 nucleotides. The record is from the annotation of a GenBank genome assembly. Lineage: Eukaryota; Dinophyceae; Suessiales; Symbiodiniaceae.